AUGUCUCGCAUGAGUCCUACAAAUACACAGCCGUAUCUAUCCAGAUAUCAGGUCGACCGUUUGGCGUUGCCGACAAUCUCUUCAACGUCCUUCGCAGUUUACGCGACCAGGCUGAGCCGAUCAGUCUUUGGAUUCGCGCUUCUACAAAAGCUGAUAGAGGAGGACUCUCAGUCGUAUCUAGAGGAUGCCAAUUAUACUUCUGCUUGGGAGUCUCUAAUCUCACUGCUCGAUAAACCUUACUGGACGAGAGUCUGGAUCCUGCAGGAGACGGCUAUCAACCCAAACGUGCUGUUGAAGUUUGGCGCCAGCUCCAGUAAGCAGCAGAUUGCUGUGAGCUUUCUCUCGGAAUGGGACAACAUACGUUUUGAGGUCGUCUCAAAAUGGCGUGAGCUACAUCCCGAUGCCGAAUGGGAAGGGUCAAUGAUGCAGAAGUUUGACGCCAUCUCGAACAACGUUUAUAAUAUGGGUCACCUACCGCCUCUAGUUCCUUUGACUGCGGACGAAUUUCAGCCGUUACUGCAAUGUCAGGUUUGCAAUGGGCCCCUCGCGUCCAAUCCCCUCGACUACGUUUACGGUAUCAUCGGUCUCUUCGAUACCCCAAUCUUGCCCGUCGACUACAGUCUCUCACCACGGGAUCUAUUCCUCAAAGUCGUCGAGAUCGUCCAACACCGGAGCGGCAAAUUGGAUUUCUUAUCCUGGGCAUGGGGAAACUAUGCACAAGAUAGUUCAAUCUUUCCCAACCAGCACAGCAUACCCCGUUGGUGUAUUGACUUUUCUUAUCGAACGAGAUUUGUCCGGCCAAUCCCCUUCGCGAACUCAUCACAGCCACAACGCCUCAUUUGGGAUACAUUCUAUCAUGCGGCCGGCGAAACGAAGCAGAAGAUAGAUUUCUGCCUCGAGAAGGAGAAUACUGCUUUUUGCGCACGAGGGAUAUAUGUCACUGACAUCGGCACAGUUGGCAGUUUGGCCAAUUUUGAUCAUGGCAACAGCAUUUGGCCGGAGGAUUGGGUCACCAUUGGAGGAUUCAAAGAUAUGAAAGCGCCGCUCAAGCAGCGAACUGCGAGAUCCGAGCAACAUCAACUUGAGCGCUGGGCAACCGCAUCCGACGCUUCCAAUUCCGCCGCGUUGAACAUUUGGUGGCGUACUGUUUUCGGCGACACACUUUCACGAGAAGCUCGUAUCGACUCGUCGGACGAAGACCGCUUCAGGGUUCCGCCCAAAUAUCGAAUAGGUGUGGAAAACCUAUGUAGGUAUAUGACGGAGUAUCUACAGAUACAAGUGCAUAAUGGUAGGCGUAUGUGCAGAACAACGAGUGGGCAACUAGGUCUUGCGCCUCCGGGUGCUAGACCAGGAGACGCGGUUUUCGUUUUGUUUGGGGGUGAUACGCUAUAUGUGCUGCGACAACAAAAGUCAGGAAUGUGGCACUUUGUCGGCGAGUGCUACAUAGAUGGUAUGAUGGAUGGGCAAGCCAUGCAGGAGGAUAAGGAGGAAGUGGGAGUGUUAGUUUGUGCAGAUUAG
This is a messenger RNA of Alternaria alternata, 1518 nucleotides long. RefSeq lists its product as hypothetical. The record is from RefSeq and is a predicted model, not a curated record. Lineage: Eukaryota; Fungi; Ascomycota; Dothideomycetes; Pleosporales; Pleosporaceae. The transcript is spliced from 2 exons. The coding region runs from base 1 to 1518 and encodes 505 amino acids.